AUGACCUCGCUUCCAUACAAGACGGCGGAUGUCGAUGACCUGGCCGAUAUCCCAUUGAGCGACAUUCAAACACCUCGUCAUCAUCCACAACCCAUCCCAGCCAGAACAUCCGACGAAUCCGUCGCAGGUCCUCCUCCUCCUCCUGCUCACAUCCUUCAUCACCAUCGCGCCAGUGACCCUCGCUACUAUGAGGCUGUCGAACCCGCCAACCAGGCUGGCUAUCCACUCUAUCCUCACAACAGCACCGCUAGCCACGACAACGCCAGCGCCAGUGGUAGCAACGGCGACUCGUCGAAUGCCACCACAAAGAACGGAUGGACUGCCAACCAGGAUACGCUUGUCGAGCGUAAUCAUCGGCCCACAAAGAUUGCUCUUCCAACUCAUCACGACCCCUUUGAGCCACCUCAGGCACCUUUUGCCGGUGCAGAAGCUUUGAAUGGGAGAACAAGCCGUGCCAGCUCCAUCGCUAGUUCAGCCGACGAAUCCGAAGACUUUGAUUGGGACACCGACAGCGACGCCCAAGAUGAAGACGAGGAUGCAGCAAGAAAGAGUAAAGGCAGAAGCAAGAAAGUCACUCGUGCCAAGCGUGGUCGAAAGAUCUAUCUUGCCUGCAUCAGUCUUGCUCGUCCCGUUCGUAUCUUCCUUGCAGCCUUGAUCGGUACUGCUGUCUGUCUCGUUCCAUUCAUCGUCGUCACUGUUACCGAUAAUCAGAGUCCCGCACGUGCUCAGGUCCUUGUCUGGAGUAUCUGGAUUGCUAUCAUUUGGGCUGCCAGUUGCGGUACCUUCCUUGUCGUUGACUGGCUCCCUCCCGUCGCGCUCCGGCUCGUCAUUGCUGUCUACGGCAAAGCACCCGAGAUCGUCAAGACCUACAUCGAAGCAUUCAUGGCCACCACGCUCUAUGUCAAGCUGGUACUAUGCAUCACUUGGGCUUGGAUCUCGCUCAGUGGUGUGCUUGCCAUUCAGUACUCAUCUUCAACCCGACCAAGCUACUGGCGUACCGUCUUCAUGGUCAUCCGCGCGCUUUUCGCGACAAGCAUCAUCUUGCUCGUAGAGAAGGUCGCGCUGCAGUUUAUCGCCAUCAACUUCCACAAAACUGCCGUUAAGGACCGUCUUGAGCAGAACCAAAAAGCACUCAAGGCACUCGACAAGCUGCACGAAUCCAAGUAUCUCAUGCAGAAGAGUGCCCGUGCUCGCUUCAACCCCAUGCGCAGUCGACCUGCCUCUCCCGGCUACAAGCUGGCUUACAGUCAGCACGCCGCCAAGCAGUCUCGAGAUGGUCUUGGUGGCUACUUUGCUGCUCCUCAGCAGGCCGAUGCCAACGCAGCUGCACAGUCCGAAGAGAAGCUCCCAUCUGGCGGUCAUCACCACCACUUCUCGAUGCAUCGCAGCCAUGAGAACAGCCACAGCCACAGCCACAGCCACAGCCACACCCCCUCCGAGCACCACACACGCAAGGCCGAGCGCAAGACCAACAUUGCUUCUCAGAUCAGCGACGCCAUUGCUAUGGCCACAAUGAAGGACAGCAAGCUCUACAAGGGCAACCAGCUCGGUUCGCAGCGUUCGGCACGCAAGCUCGCCAAGCUUCUCUUCACCAACCUUUCCGAUCACAAGUCAACUCUGGUGGCUCAAGAUUUUGUUCCUUACUUCAAGAGCGAAGAAGAAGCAUGUGAGGCAUUUAAUCUAUUCGAUGCGGACCGCAACGGUGAUAUCAGCAAGGAAGAGAUGCGUGAAGCCGUUCAACGUAUCUAUCGCGAACGACGUGCACUUUCCACUUCGCUCAAGGAUAUGUCCUCUGCCAUUUCCAAGCUGGAUGGUGUGUUGAUGUUCAUCGGUCUCAUCAUCGUCGUCUUCAUCUGGUUGCUCAUCUUUAACGGCGAUUCGGCGGUGUCCAACAUCGUACCGCUUUCGACCUUCGUUGUCGGUUUCUCCUUCAUCUUUGGUAACUCGGCCAAGAACAUCUUUGAAAGUAUGAUCUUCAUCUUUGCCACUCACCCUUACGAUGUAGGAGACUUGGUCUGCAUCGAUGAGGAAUGGAUGUUUGUCAAAGAGUUCGGAUUGCUCUCCACCACUUUCAGAACGACAGUCAACGCCGAGAUCGUAGCACCGAAUGCGAUGUUGGCUACCCAGAAGUACAUCUACAACUCGCGACGAAGUGGCGCUCAAUGGGAAGUCACCAUGAUCCAACUUUCGUUCGACACUUCACUCGAAUCGAUCGAACAGCUCCGUCUCAAGUUACGCGCUUGGGUGAAAGAGAACGAUCGAGAGUUUGGCGGUGGAUUGGAUCUCAACUUUAACUCGAUCACACAGCAGAAUGCAGUCGAGUUGGUGGUGGCCUUUGAACAUAAAGGUAACUGGCAAGAUUGGGGUGCUAGGUGGGAACGAAGGACAAAGUUGAUGAGAAGGAUCAAGACGGCUUGCGAAGAGUUAAGGAUCGUUUACUCGAUGCCUCCUCAGCCUAUUACUUUCCAUCCUAGGUCAGGGCCUUCGCCGUUCAAGUUGGGGAAUAGUAGUGCAGGGAUUGACGGGUCGCACAGGUCAUCCCUGUCGUAG
This is a messenger RNA of Ustilago hordei, 2550 nucleotides long. RefSeq lists its product as uncharacterized. The record is from RefSeq and is a predicted model, not a curated record. Gene Ontology annotation, cellular component: membrane. Gene Ontology annotation, molecular function: calcium ion binding; calcium channel activity. The transcript has a single exon. Gene Ontology annotation, biological process: intracellular calcium ion homeostasis; calcium ion transmembrane transport. Bases 1 to 2550 code for a protein of 849 amino acids. NCBI's taxonomy places the organism in Eukaryota, Fungi, Basidiomycota, Ustilaginomycetes, Ustilaginales, Ustilaginaceae.